GCAAUAACUUGUUUAGUCAGGGAUCAGUCCAGCCGGGAGGAGACAGGCGGUGAGGGCAGAGGGAAAGCCCCGUCCACAUCCCCGCUAACAGCUCAUCUCACCGCGGCGCCAUUUCCGCCGUCCUCACGGCCGGUAGCGUGGAGCGAGACGCGGGCUUACGGCUUCCCCCGAGCGGAUCGGCGGCAGUGUCUAUCCCGGUGUUCCCGGCUUUACUGGACGACACUAUGGUUGCGGGAAAAGGCGCGGUGAAGGGGUCGCUGUGGCAGAACGAAAAAGUGCGCUUCAUCGUCUGUUUCUGCGGCGUCUUCGUCUGUUACUUCUACUACGGGAUCCUGCAGGAGACGAUCACAAGAGGAGAUUACAGCCAGGGGGAGAAAAAGGAGAAGUUUCGUUAUGCCACUACUCUCGUCUUCAUCCAGUGCAUAAUCAAUGCUAUCUUCGCCCGAAUCUUGAUCCAGAUUUUCGAGGGCUCCAGGCCGGACCACACGCGGAGCUGGCUCUAUGGCGUGUGUGCGCUGUCCUAUCUGGGGGCCAUGGUGUCCAGCAACUCUGCUCUACAGUAUGUCAACUACCCCACACAGGUGUUGGGGAAGUCCUGUAAACCUAUCCCAGUGAUGAUCCUAGGGGUGACCAUUCUGAGGAAGAAGUACCCCAUGGCCAAGUAUCUGUGUGUGCUUCUGAUUGUCACUGGUGUCGCACUUUUCCUCUACAAACCCAAUAAGGGCUCCACCACCUCAGAUGAGCAUUUUUUUGGCUUUGGAGAAAUGCUGCUGAUUCUGUCUCUGACCCUGGACGGUCUGACGGGGGUGGCUCAGGAUCAUAUGAGGGGGCGGUUCCAGACAGGAGCAAAUCACAUGAUGCUGAAUGUGAACCUGUGGUCCACGCUGGUGUUGGGCUUGGCUGUGUUGUGGACAGAUGAAGUGUGGGAGUUUUUGAGUUUUGCUGAUCGCUACCCCAGUGUCGUCUACAACAUCCUGCUCUUUGGUUUCACCAGCGCUUUAGGACAGACGUUCAUCUUUAUGACAGUUGUGUAUUUCGGACCUCUGACCUGCUCUAUUGUCACAACGACGCGGAAGUUCUUCACCAUCCUGGGCUCAGUGCUGCUGUUCGGAAACGUCCUCACUCCCAUGCAGUGGCUCGGAACCAUCCUCGUCUUCUCAGGUUUGGGGCUGGAUGCUACGUUUGGAAAGGCACCCAAGAAAACGACACACUAAAGCACAAAGAGAAUGCAUGAGUUUGUUCAACUCAUGGACAGUAAAUUGAAGAAGUGAUCAAUUUCUAUUGGUGCAUUACUCUCAUCAGUGGCUAAACUUAAAGACAUUUCUGUUAUUCUUUUAUGGGUAAAUUGCUAUUGAAUACUGUAUAUCACUCUUAUUUAACAGAGGGCCACUAACAGCAGUGCAAUUGUCCACUCAUGAAUCAUACACACAGUGGCCAUAACUUGUUUUAAAUACCUGAAACUAAAGGGACUGAGAAAUAUUGGGGUUAAGUAGUCAGAAUACUGCACAGACAGUCAUAUAAUAUAACAAAAGUUUGGGUGGCCUGAUUAAAUUACGUUUUUGUUG
Messenger RNA from Colossoma macropomum (tambaqui), 1565 nucleotides. RefSeq names its product solute carrier family 35 member B1 (gene slc35b1). The record is from RefSeq and is a predicted model, not a curated record. Gene Ontology annotation, cellular component: Golgi membrane; endoplasmic reticulum membrane. Lineage: Eukaryota; Metazoa; Chordata; Actinopteri; Characiformes; Serrasalmidae. Bases 225 to 1214 code for a protein of 329 amino acids. The transcript has 10 exons. Gene Ontology annotation, biological process: UDP-galactose transmembrane transport. Gene Ontology annotation, molecular function: UDP-glucose transmembrane transporter activity; UDP-galactose transmembrane transporter activity.